CCAAAAUUGGGUCAUUGUAUUAAAUAGUAAUAUAGACACGUGGGCGGAAGUGAUCGACGUCAUCACAACAGUGAGACAGGGAGGAAAAGCAGCUCGAUCGUGGAAGUGAGUCAGAUCCACAGAAAACACCCGGAGAGCGGCUGCAGAACAUGAUCCACACCCGGCAGCAGCGCACUCUCUAACCUGCUCCAUCGCACCGGACACCGGACUCUCUGUGUUAUCUCUCCCCGUGUCCCCUGAGGCAGCAGCGCCAUGGUGAAGCAGUCGGACCGAGCCCCGCUGCUGGACUGGGAGGAGAUCCCCCCGCCGCCCGAUCCCAGCCAGGCGGGCCCGCUGCAGCCGCCGCCGCUGACAGAGGACGCUCCGGCGGGGAAAAGUUCGCAGGCAGCUGGCGGGAUCGCGGCCGGUCCUGGGUGGAGCACCACAACAAAAACCGUAUGCAGCCCGCCCAAGGCUGUCACCGCUGUUGUUGCCGUCGGGGACCGAAGCCCGGGCCGCCCGCUGACAGAUAUCCGCGCCCCGGGGUGGACUCGUCCGGAGCCUCUCGGAGCGGAUCGUCGUGUUCCCUUCCCCGGCCUCUCCGUGAGGGAUCAGUGGGAGGAGAAGGACCAGAUCGUGGCUGUGUUUGUGGUCACGUUUGAUACGAGAUCAGUUAUGGGGCAGGAGGAUGUUCAGUGUUAUUUCCGUAAAGGCUGUUACUUCGGCCUGGCCUGUUUCGCCAACAUGCCUGUGGAGAGUGAGCUGGAGAGAGGAGCGAGGAUGAAGUCUGUGGGAAUUCUGUCUCCGUCCUACACCCUGCUGUACCGCUACAUGCACUUCCUGGAGAACCAAGUCAGACACCAGUUGCAGUGUCCAGGCCAGUACUCUCCACUGGAGGCCUUCUACGAGGACAAGAAGGCCGUCCUUCCACCGACAGGAAACGGUCUAGUCACCGCUUGUCCGACCUGGAGUGUCACCACCAUCAACCGCUGCAUGCACCCAGAAAUGAAGAUCACCCACCCUGCGGGCUGCAUGUCUCAGUUCAUCCAGUUUUUCGGGGAGCAGAUCAUGGUGCUGUGGAAGUUUGCGUUGCUGAGGAAACGUCUCCUCAUCUUCUCCCCUCCACCUGUAGGUGUGGUCUGCUACAGGGUUUACUGCCUUUGCUGCCUGGCCAAUGUGUCUCUACCUGGAAUCGGUAUCUCUGUGCCUGAGUUACGGCCGUUCUUCUACAUCAACAUAGCCGACAUCACCACACUGGAAACGGAGAUGUCAUAUGUAGCCUGUACCACAGAAAAGAUCUUUGAGGAGAAGAAGGAGCUGUACGACGUCUACAUCGAUAACCAGAAUGUGAAAACACACAGAAGCCAUUUGCAGCCGCUGCUCCGGCUGAACGCGGCAGAUAAGGAGAAGUACAGGAAACUGAGUGAACAGAGACAACUGCUGCUGUACUCUCAGGAGGUGGACGGAGACUGCACGUCUAAUGAGGAGGAUCUUUUCAUUCUAUUCUUCAUGGAGCUGAACAACCGCAUCUUCCAGACCCUGUCCGAGGUGGCAGGGAGCGCGGACCCCACCCUAACCGCUGAGCACGUGAGAGCCAUGGGGCUGGAUCCCCAGUGUGAUCGCUCCUUCCUGGUCGACCUGCUGGAGGUGUACGGUAUCGACGUCGCCCUGGUCAUAGACAACCUCUGUUGCUCCUGAGCCCCCCCUCUCCUCCUCACUCAGCCUGGGAAUCUCAGGACAUCACUGGAUUAUCUGUGCCUUCAAGGCCCACACACACCAAGACACUGAAGACACUGCCUCCACCCUGGGGCUUCAUCUGUCGCCUGCUGUACUCUCCUGGGUGUAUGUUCCCCCUCCCCCCUAGUGUGUGUCUCAUCUGACCCAUAGAGACCGUUUCCAGCCAGCCUGAGUAAAAAGGACACGUUGGUGCGCUGGUUCACGUGGAUGAUAAACUCCUGCCUGGCAAACAGUGCACGCUCCCUACAGCCUUUCACAUCUUCCAUCACUUCUGUGACUUCUUGUUUGCUCUUGACUGACUUGGAUUCCGGCUCACGUGGCCAGGCUUUAAGCACUGGAUGAAAACUUAAACGCGUCUGGAUAAUGCCUGGUCAUCGCAGGAGGAUGAUCGGUCGCUCUCUGCUGCACCCGUCACAGUAAUGAAAGUGACACAUUCACAGUCCUCCAGCUUUGAUCAUCACUUGUGCUUUCUCCGAAGAACAUAUGAUUUGGUUUUUAGUGCUAGAAUUUAAUUUGUGUGCUUCAAAAACCUUUCGUUUGAAAUUCUAGCCUCCGUAACGUGUGACAAAUUCAACGACAUCAGAUCUUCUGCUGUAAUACCAUACAUAGGUGUUCGAAAUAUGUUUCUUGCUCUUGUGAAGCUACUAUUUGAAAGCUUUUCGACCACUUUAUUUGCCUUUUCGAAAAAAAAAAAGCAAUAUGAAUCUGUGUCGGCUGAAAGUAUCAGCCUUUCUCAUGUAGAUUCAGCCGCACAGUCGUUUGCUUACUGUUUCUGUCAGAGCCAAAAGUGAGAGGUGGGGUAGAACUGGAAUAUGCUGCCUGCUGAAAACCUCUUUUUCAUAAAUUAAUUAUUCUGAAGGGAAAAGCUGUUAUAAAUACUUAGUUCACUUUGGUGCACCUUCAACACGAGCGUCUCUGUUUGAUCACAGUUCCAGUGAAAGCGCUGUCAGGGAUGUUUUUGUGUCUGAUUUGUCGUAAUUGGCAAAGGAGUGAUUAAUGAAUGUGACUCUAUAACACUGACUUAUCAUGAAUGCUGCACCAUGUUCACCACUGGACUGUUUCCUGAUGCACACAGCGAUCAUGCUUAACUGUAAUGUGUGUUUUUUUAGAUGCUAUGUUUAUGAGCCAGCAAGUUGUUGUGUUGUUGAGGAUUCUUUGUGUGUGUCUGUGCGUGUGUUGUUGCAAAACCGUAUCCAGGCUUUCACUGUAUACAGAGGCUGGUUUGAUAUCUCUUGUGAUCCCACUGAGUGAAGCGUCCUUGAUGGAGCCGUUUGGCGUUUCCUUGUUUGUCAGCCUCAAACAGCUCCCCUCUUCCUGUAUGCAUUCGUGACAAAGACACCUUUGUGUUCUUUUUAGAUCUGCUAAUGUCAUGUUCAGGGCUGAGCUGGAGCUUUAACUCCUCCUCUACGGGUGCGUUCACAGAAAGGCCCCCGUCUGUUCCCGCUGAGGGUUUCUCUCGCUUCUUUUCAUCACGGCCCCAUUCAGAGGAUCCAGCCCCAGAGACGGGCCAACUUUGUGUUUUUUGAAGGCUGCUGGCAGACCCGGUUGUGUUCAUCCAUCUCAUUGUCAAUCAGAGUAAUGAUUUGUUCCACAUUGGAACACAUGAGGAUGAUGUCAAUGCCUUGUAUACACGUUUGGUGCAGUGGUUCUCAACCUUCUCGUGGGCCCCCUGAUGGACACUGUCAUUCCCUCCGCCAAGGUUACGUCUUUGUCUGCAUUUGUCUUUUUGUUUGUUUAUUAAAAACUACUGGAUGAUGACCACGAAACUUGAUAGUAGGAUGCGUUAUGAGUCAGGAAGGAAUACAUUAAAUGUUCGGUGUGGACCUGAAUCAGGGGACGGAUUCAGAAGUUUUUUUUUAUUAUUGCUUUCUCUAAAAUUGCGAGAUAGGGUAUGCUGUGUGCAGUUUGCAAUUUUGUCCAGAUCCAAUUUAAAAAAUGUGGAUGUAGUGGUUUCACAAGGGGACUGUUGGGCCUUAGCGGAGGUAGUGAGUGCCCUCUUGGUAAUUUGUACUGUGAGGAAAUACACUGGAGAAAAGCUUAAUUCUUAUUCUGACACAAAAAAUAGUCCCAAAAUAUUUAGUUUUUUAAAUGUCACAUUCUAAACAGGCUCUUUCAGGUGCCACAGGUUGAGAAUUGCUAAUUUUAUAGUCUGUACCUUAAUUUGAAACCCAAGUGAGUCAUGGUGUUUGCCGAUGGAUAAAAAAUGAAGAAAGUGUUGUGCGUGUAUAUAUGAAAGAAAAGGACACUUGUGCGUUGUUGUUUAAAUGGGGCCUUAAAAGACAUGUGACUUUCUCACCUCGUGGGUUCACCUGCGUUAUUUGCUAAAAGAUUAAGUACGUUGUUCCGAGCCCCUCUGAAUGACCUUACUGUCUCUAGUGGAACCUGUCGCCUCUUGUUUGCUCGUCAGGAGACAUGUUUUCUUAUCUCCGACAGUGUUUGCUUUACAGGUGUUUGUUCGAUGUAAAAAGGGAAUGUACACACCACACGCCACUGUAUAAAAUGCCUUCUCUGUGGAGCCACUCACAGCCGGGCAUCAGCUGAACGAUUCGUUUGUACAGCGUGUCUCACCACUGAUUGUCAGAGACAGCAGACGUAUUGCACACAUGCAGCAGCACAUCCAAAUAGUUGUAACAGUUUAUCUUCUCGAUUGUAACGUAAUUCAAGUUUAUUCAAAGAAUAACAAGUAAGUCUUCACCUUAACUAAUGUGAAACACUGUCAGUAAUAAUGUACACAUCAACUCAAUAGCAUGAGCAACUGUUAAUUUCACUGUACUGCCAUUGUAAAACAAUAAAACACUGAUGGUUAAAAACGUUCUAAUCCUCUGCUUCUUCAGUCUUUUCUUCUUUAUAAUCAUUGUCUGCCUAAACCUUUCAAACUUGCAAAAUUAUUACAACAACAUUUUAUAAAUGUUACCUUAAAAUAGCAGCUUCAAUUACCAGAACCAGGUCCAGCAAGUAGAAGAGUGACGCUGAACUGAAGUUGAAAAGACUUAGAAAACAUUAGAAACCAGCGUUUAUCUCCAAUAUUCAGCAAAGAAACUUUUAAAAUAUGAGGAUUUCUGAG
Messenger RNA from Paralichthys olivaceus (Japanese flounder), 4780 nucleotides. The record is from RefSeq and is a predicted model, not a curated record. NCBI's taxonomy places the organism in Eukaryota, Metazoa, Chordata, Actinopteri, Pleuronectiformes, Paralichthyidae.